AUGGAUCAACCAAGAAACACCACGAAGCACUUGCGCUGGCUGAGCUCCGUUCCGUAUCUCCUAGCCAUUAUCUCUUGUCUCAUGCUCAAUUUUGCACCCCUCGUACCAUUUGAGUGGCUCUAUGAUUAUCUUCCGACGGUCGACCCGGACUGCAUCAACCUGGUGCUUCUCCAGUGCUUCGAUGACCUCCAGGAAUCGUUGAUCCUCUUCGUGCAACCGAUGCUCGACACAUCUGUCUCCGUUAUUCUGUCCGACCACCCGGAUCCCGACACGCGAGAGUUGACUUCCAAAUCUGAUUCUCUGACCGCCGUGCUGAAAGUCUGGGCCAUCAAACUCCCCUCACUUACCGUUGCAAUUUUCUCGAUCCUCCCGUAUUCGAUCGAAUCACUCAAGGCCAUUAUUGGCGGCGUUGUUAUCUGUGCUAUCUUGACGCUUGGGUUUGUGCCCGUCGUAAAGAAGACGCAAGACAGGAAGAGGGAACGAGACAAAGCAUUGUAG
Messenger RNA from Colletotrichum destructivum, 498 nucleotides. RefSeq lists its product as uncharacterized. NCBI's taxonomy places the organism in Eukaryota, Fungi, Ascomycota, Sordariomycetes, Glomerellales, Glomerellaceae. The transcript has a single exon. The coding region runs from base 1 to 498 and encodes 165 amino acids. The record is from RefSeq and is a predicted model, not a curated record.